AUGCACGAGGUUGAUUUGACUCCUUCAUUCAAACCGGAAAACUCGGCUGAAAACAUGGAAAGGAAGCCGAUAUUAAACCGGGAAACAGAUUCGUACUUCACGGUUAGCGUAUCAUAUUACAAUGUCAUAGUUAGACUCAAAAGUUGUCACUCUAACAGGAAGACACCCAAAACUAUUCCUGAAACGACUAAACGGUACUCCUCGACCAGGUCUUCUACGACUACAACAUUUAAACAACCAAUAUCCACAAGAAAAACUGAAAGAACUUCAUCUCCCAAAUUUACAGGGCCAAAACCAAAUAAACCAAAUAAUCCAAAUAAACCAAAUAAUCCAAAUAAACCAAAUAAUCCAAAUAAACCAAAUAAUCCAAAUAAUUCAAAUAAUAUAUCAGAGUGUGCUUCUCCUAAUCUAAACGAUUUUAAAGUGGUUGGCGGGUUAAGGGCACCUGCCAAUUCUAUUCCGUGGCAAGUCGUAUUGAUAAAUAUGAAUGUCCUAAUAUGUGGCGGAUCCAUAAUCGAGGCGAACGUCAUCCUUACAGCAGCGCAUUGCUUGAGAAAUUUUCUCAAACGUGACCUUCAAACAGUCACGAUAGUGGCUGGCAUAUCCUCUCUGGAAUUAAAUCACGUGAGUCAGGUGCAUAAACAGGUCCGCGGAAUAGUCAAAUAUAUACCACACAAGAAUUUUAGCGAUUACGGCCAUGGAUUUGACAACGAUAUAGCGUUGAUCAUCUUGAACUCCAGUUUUGUUCUAAACAAGCACGUGAACAAAAUUUGCUUACCCGGAAAUAGCUUUGGAAGAUCUUCCGAUCAAUGCUUGCUUUCAGGUUGGGGCGAUACUCGAGAUAAGGGAAAUCAAGGUCAUUUCAAUUAUGUGCAUCUGCCUAUAAUCAAAACCGAGAUCUGUAAUUCGACCAAUGUCAUGAACGAAACGUUAACCAAAAAUAUGCUGUGCGCUGGUUUCCUCGAGGGAGGCAAAGAUGCUUGCCAGGGAGAUAGCGGUGGCCCAUUAGCCUGCCAGUUUCAGAAGACUUGGUAUCUUCGUGGCAUAGUGAGCUGGGGCAUAUCAUGUGCGAAGGCAAACAAGCCUGGAAUAUACACCAAUGUGAAUAGAUAUCUCAAUUGGAUAAGUAGAAGAAUCGGAAACAAUAUGUGAUUUAAUGUUAUCAU
This is a messenger RNA of Gordionus sp. m RMFG-2023, 1166 nucleotides long. RefSeq names its product trypsin-like. Gene Ontology annotation, biological process: proteolysis. The record is from RefSeq and is a predicted model, not a curated record. NCBI's taxonomy places the organism in Eukaryota, Metazoa, Nematomorpha, Gordioida, Chordodea, Parachordodidae. The coding region runs from base 1 to 1152 and encodes 383 amino acids. The transcript is spliced from 7 exons. Gene Ontology annotation, molecular function: serine-type endopeptidase activity.